This is a messenger RNA of Dermacentor silvarum, 2773 nucleotides long. Its product is annotated as peroxisome proliferator-activated receptor gamma coactivator-related protein 1. The record is from RefSeq and is a predicted model, not a curated record. Gene Ontology annotation, molecular function: transcription factor binding; RNA binding. Gene Ontology annotation, cellular component: nucleus. The transcript has 7 exons. Gene Ontology annotation, biological process: positive regulation of transcription by RNA polymerase II. Lineage: Eukaryota; Metazoa; Arthropoda; Arachnida; Ixodida; Ixodidae. Bases 223 to 1563 code for a protein of 446 amino acids.
GGGAGGACUACAGGGCUGGCCGCGUUGGCUAUCGUUGGCCCGGUCGACGCACUGCGCCGCCACCUCUUGGAGUGCGUCAGAAGCGCAGUGUACGGGUAGCACUGGCUGUUGAGUUCUGCUGUCUUCCCGUCAAAGUGAAAGCACGUGCUUCUACAUCCCCAAAUUUCCUAAUGCCAGAAUCCCUUAGCUGACGCCGACUUUGCCGAAAUAAGCCGGCCACAAAUGUAUUCAGUGGAGAUGAACAACUUCAUCGACUGUAGGAAUAUGGAGCAAGUAUAUUUUGACCUCCUCUCAGGACCCCUUCUAGAAGAUGAUGAUAAGGAUUUGCUUGACCCGGACUUGCCAUUUGAACUCCCCGACCCGUCUGUUGUUUUCGAAUCAGAAGUGGCGUGCUGGGUGCAGCAGAGUCCCAUUUGGGGCAAAAAUGUUCCUGAUAUAAAAAAUUCAGUAGAAGAGGAGGUUGAAGGGGAUAUAAACUGGGUGAGUGAAGUACCUGGCUGGAUCAAAGAGGUGCCAAAGAUAGAGUCUUCAGAGGAAGAUGAGGUGGAUGUUGUUUCUGUUGACGACGACAGCAAGUCUUUUCAAAGGAUAGAGGAGCCCAGCACACCUACCAAGGCGGACACUCAGCCUUUGCCAGACAAGAGCCCAAAGAAUGCAGCUGAAGGAGCACCUGUUGUUUCCAGUUCUUUGCUUGACCGUAUGAAAGCAGCGUCUGCAAAAAAGCGCAGCCCAAUCUUGAUUCAGCCUCCUGAACGAGGUCGUCCAUCAAAGAAUGACGCAGCAACCAACACAGCGCCAUGUCCUGCUGCCACCCCUGACCAUGACUACUGCACAGCAGCCAAGGGUGGUUCCAGGGCUGAAAACCACUUGGGAAAACGUGAUCAUGCUGUGGUGAGACCUGUGUCCAGAUCACCAUCUGUAACCAGGAGCUACCGCCCACAAAAGCGCAGCGUGUCAAGGCGGCGUUCGCGAUCACCUAGGCGGCGGCGGCGGUCUCGCUCCAGCUCUCCGUCUUCUGGAAGUUCUUCAUAUGGAUCCUCUGAUGACUCAGUGCGAAGACGGUCUAGGUCAUCUCAGCGUUCUCGUGACUGCCAUAGUUCAUGGCGGCCACAGCAUCGCCAAAAGGAGCCACGGAGGUUUAUGCCUUCUCCACCACGUCGACGAAUUCCAGAUCAGAAGGAAGAAAGACGUGUGAUUUAUGUUGGAAACAUCCCCGAAGGGACAACUCGGCUUGCUCUGCGUGAAAGAUUUGCUCGUUUUGGUCACAUAGAGGAAGUCAGUGUGCACUUCCGGGAUCACGGGGAUAACUACGGGUUCGUAACAUUUCUACGGGGCUCUGAUGCGUAUGAGGCUGUCGAACAUGGCAAUGAUGAUCCCAAGCUUCCGCGCUUCGAGCUCUGCUUUGGUGGACGCCGACAGUUCUGUCGAACCAACUGGGCUGAUCUAGACUCUCAGUACGAGAGGUAUUACUACAUCCAGCGAGAGACCCAUGUUAACAACCUUGACUUCGACAGCUUGCUGCAAGCAGCAAAGUCGAAAAUGCAAGGCUCCCAACACUACUGACAUCUGUGGACCUUAUGGUGUUUUCCUUUUAAUGGCGCCACACCCUUAGAGGGUUGGCUUGUGCCUGGACUGCUAUUAACUUAUUCUUCUGAUGAUGUGAGGUGCUAUAUAGGAAUCAUAUUUAAUGUGUACAGAAUCCUAAGUGGGCUAGGAGAGUGUAAAUACAUGCAGGGUUCCCUUUUAAUCAUUUAUGACCUUCAUGGAUUGAAUCGUCUUAAAAACGAGUGUCGGGCGUGGAAGUGUUUUUAUGGCCUGGCAAUUGUUACUAUUUCUCUUUGUUAUUUCAUGCAACACGUGUUUCCUUUUUGCUUAGUGUUGCAGUACUUUUGUGGCCAUCGUUAAGAGAUUGGAGCAUUAUAUUUUAUAACAUGUGCCAAGCGCAAUGUUGUUGCUUACUUUUGUUUAUUGUUUCGCCAUGCAAACAUGGAACAUAUUAUUUACCUUUGCAAUGUUGGGGCAGGGAUGAGUGAGCAGUUCUUGUACAUAUCCAUGUAUUAUAAUGCAAAUAGCUGAUGUAUGUUGAAAUUUCUUUUAGCGUAGCAUAUCAUUUUAAUUUAGCUAGUAACUAAUAGUUUUCAUUGAACAUUUAUGUAGUCCUCCGCAUGUUCCUUCAUGUUCAACAUGAGCUGUUUUGGUGGGACUUAUUAACCAACUGUUCAGCAUGUGCUGUUAAGGGGCAGCUCUGGUAAUUUCUUUGGUCUACAAAAAAUUAUUUCUGCAUUCUUAUGUGAAUUGAGCUAUCCUCACAUGUGAAACAAAACCAACCUGGGGACCCGUUGGUCUCGGGUUUAAUCCACUGGACCAGGGCAAACUUCUCUUCACCUGCCAAGCGUUCUGAGAAACCUGCAUGGGUUUCAUUUGUAGCUUCGUGCUACUGUCCGGUUGAAGACAAUUUUCACUUCUUAACUCUCAUGUGUGACAAAAGGUCUUUCUUUACACAAUUAAAAAUUACCGGAGUUGCCCUUUAAUACUUUCAAGUUUUAGUUUAGCCUUAGCUUCAACCAGUGUGUUUGAGAUGUGAAAGGUACACCUGGCUGUAUUAGCUUAUGAAACACCUUGCUAGUUGGGUUGCUGUGUGCAUUGUUAGCACUUUGUGCCAUUCUUGUCUGGUUUGCUUUGGCAACUGCUUAUGCUGUCUAGGUUUGUUAAAGUCAAUUCGCAACAUAUGUUAUAGUCAGUGUUUAAGCAAUAAAAUACUUUAUAUACCUCA